AAAGUAAUACAAACCCUUAUUUCUUGAAAUGACACUCUCACGAUUAUUCAGAAAAUUCCCCAAUUUUGUUCAUCUCUCAAAAUCUUGUUACCCAAUUUCUCUAACACCAUCACCAAGUUCAAAUUUUGAUCACCAUUCCUCAAAACCCACCAAUCAAUUCAGCCAAAACCCGUCUGGGUCUCUCAAAUUCAACAUUUUUUCAUUUCACACUUCACGUGUUAAUGUUAAUAAACCCAACCCAACCAACCCAGAUGCAGAAACAAUCUGCAAAAUCUUAUCCACCGCACCAGAUUCUCCCGUCGAUGUCUCCUUCCGCAACUUCCCGGCGGAGGUGUCGCCGGAGCUCGUUGUUGAUGUCUUGAACAAGCUCAGCAAUGCUGGGAUUCUCGCACUCUCGUUCUUCCGUUGGGCGGAGAAACAGAAAGGGUUCAAGCACAGUACAGAGAGUUUCCAUGCUUUGAUUGAAGCAUUGGGUAAAAUCAAACAGUUUAAGAUGAUUUGGAAUUUGGUUGAUGAAAUGAAACAACAAAAGUUGAUAAAUGGUGACACUUUUGCUCUCAUUGCUCGGAGAUACGUCAGAGCUAGAAUCGUUAACGAGGCAUUGAAGACGUUUGGGAGAAUGGAAAGAUAUGGACUGAAGCCUCAGAUAUCGGAUUUCAACAAGUUAAUUGAUGUAUUGUGUAAGUCGAAGUUUCAUGUUGAGAAAGCACAGGAACUGUUUGAUAAAAUGAGGCAAUGGGAUUUGGAGCCUAAUUUGAAGUCUUAUACUAUUCUGUUAGAAGGUUGGAGUCAGCAACAGAAUUUGUUGAAGGUUAAUGAGGUUUGUAGAGAGAUGAAGGAUGAGGGUUUUGAGCCUGAUGUUGUUACCUAUGGUAUAAUCAUUAAUGCUUAUUGUAAGGCUAAAAAGUAUGAUGAGGCUAUUGGUUUUUAUCAUGAGAUGCAAUUGAAGAAUGUGAGUCCUAGUCCUCAUAUAUAUUGUACUUUGAUUAUUGGUCUUGGUAAUGGUAAUAGAUUAGAUGAAGCUCUUGAGUUCUUUGAAAAAUCUAAGGCUAGUGGAUUUCCACCGGAGGUACCGACUUAUAAUGCUGUUGUUGGGGCUUACUGCUGGGCAAUGCGGAUCGAUGAUGCAUACAGGACUGUUGGUGAGAUGAAAGAGCUUGGGAUCGGUCCGAAUUCUCGAACAUAUGAUAUAAUACUUGUUCAUUUGAUAAAGGGUGGAAGAACAAAAGAAGCUUACUCGGUUUUCAAGAGAAUGAGUAGCGAGAUGGGGUGUGAGCCGAGUGCAAACACGUACGCGAUUGUGGUGAGGAUGUUUUGUAAUGAAAACCAAUUGGAUAUGGCAAUGGUAGUUUGGGAUGAGAUGAAAGACAAGGGAAUUCUUCCUGGAAUUCACAUGUUCUCGACGUUGAUCAUUUCCUUGUGUCGGGAAAAUAAGUUGGAUGAAGCAUGUAAGUACUUUCAACAAAUGUUGGAUGUUGGGAUCCGGCCUACUGCCAAUAUGUUCAGCGCCUUCAAGAGUGCUCUAAUGGACGCGGGAAUGGAGAAUACUGUGAAACAUUUUGCUCUGAAAGUUGAUAAACUGAGGAAUACUCCAUUUAUUGCUUAACUUAAUCUUACACAAAGGAAUUCCAGGAUGUUGGGAGGUUAAUAGACCCAUCUAAAUCACACUAAGAUAUCUUAAUGAUUGAUUGACUACCUUAAGCUUCUAGUCUUUGACUUCACUGGCUCCCCCUCUUGAGAUUCUCUGUUCAACUUUGCUAUGCUAUAUUUCCUAAGAUCUUAUGGAGUGAUGUGUUUAGACAUCAAGUCUGAAAUAAUCAGAUUUGCUGCGAAUGAAGUACUAUGGAAACGGUUUGUGCCAUCUUUUUUAUUAUGUGGUCUGAUGCAUUGGUUGCAUCACUUCCAAUUUCUGAGGCAGUAGAAGAAGUGCAACUUAAGAGGAUUACAGAACUACAUGUAUGAAAAUAAAUCAGGUCUAGGGGUUGUUUAUGCAAGCAUUAGAUGCAUUGGUUGCAUCACUUCCAAUUUCUGAGGCAGUAGAAGAAGUGCAACUUAAGAGGAUUACAGAACUACAUGUAUGAAAAUAAAUCAGGUCUAGGGGUUGUUUAUGCAAGCAUUAGAUGCAUUGGUUGCAUCACUUCCAAUUUCUGAGGCAGUAGAAGAAGUGCAACUUAAGAGGAUUACAGAACUACAUAUCUAUCCCACGUAUUCUCCUCCGUAAGUAGAGACCUCAAUUUCAUAGAUCACACCAGUGACCUUGGAUGGAAAGAGAGUGAUAGAUUCCAACCUAUUGUAGUUGACCUGGGAACAUAUUUAGCUAGGAGAAGUCAAAUAUUUCAAGCUACAGAGAAGAGGACAACACCCG
Lathyrus oleraceus (garden pea) is the source of this 2365-nucleotide messenger RNA. Its product is annotated as pentatricopeptide repeat-containing protein At1g71060, mitochondrial. The transcript has 3 exons. Gene Ontology annotation, molecular function: protein binding. The record is from RefSeq and is a predicted model, not a curated record. NCBI's taxonomy places the organism in Eukaryota, Viridiplantae, Streptophyta, Magnoliopsida, Fabales, Fabaceae. The coding region runs from base 29 to 1606 and encodes 525 amino acids.